This is a messenger RNA of Drosophila hydei, 602 nucleotides long. RefSeq lists its product as uncharacterized. The transcript has a single exon. The record is from RefSeq and is a predicted model, not a curated record. NCBI's taxonomy places the organism in Eukaryota, Metazoa, Arthropoda, Insecta, Diptera, Drosophilidae. The coding region runs from base 2 to 199 and encodes 65 amino acids.
UAUGGAGAGCGGUAGACACGGUCCGAAGAGCUUUAUGCACAGGCCAGCUGUGCGCAUCGCUGCUGUGGUGCUGGUGGUGCACGCGGUCUGCUGGAUCGGCUGGAGCGCCAUCAAUCCAAGUGCAAACAACAAUAGUCAAGUGGCCAAAGCUAAUGACCCAUACGAACGGAUUCGAGCCGCAGUCGAGAGCAAAGACUAACAGCUCCCACUGUUCCUAGUGCUCAUAGAAUAUGUUAAUUAUAUAAACAAUUUGCCACCUUCGGCUGUGACUACUGCAUUUGCAUGUGUAACUAAGAAAUAUUCUGGUAAAUGCAAAACUAAAUUCACUUAAAUUUAGUUAAGCUUGCAUUUAGUUAAUGUUGUGUUUGAAGAUCACGCUAAAAGUCUGUGAAAAUUAGCAGUGAAGAAAAAAGCUUUCGGCAACUGUCAAAAAGCUUGCCAGACAUUGAUAAACAGGUCUCUGGCACAUUGGUUCGCAAUCCCAUUAAAAUUGUAUUCAAAAAAUUUGUGUUUAAAAUUUAAACAAUAACUAAACUAUUCAUAUUUUCUGUUUGAAAUUAAUAUUUAAUGUGAUUAAUAUUCUUUGAGGUCAUGAACUUUUA